Messenger RNA from Fibroporia radiculosa, 2124 nucleotides. RefSeq lists its product as uncharacterized. The record is from RefSeq and is a predicted model, not a curated record. The transcript has 20 exons. Gene Ontology annotation, biological process: NAD+ biosynthetic process. Gene Ontology annotation, molecular function: NAD+ synthase (glutamine-hydrolyzing) activity; ATP binding; glutaminase activity. NCBI's taxonomy places the organism in Eukaryota, Fungi, Basidiomycota, Agaricomycetes, Polyporales, Fibroporiaceae. The coding region runs from base 1 to 2124 and encodes 707 amino acids. Gene Ontology annotation, cellular component: cytoplasm.
AUGGACGUGCUCAGCUGCUCACUAAAUCAAUGGUCGCUUGAUUUUCAGGGCAACCUCGAUCGCAUCUUAACCAGCAUCCGUAUUGCGAAGGAGCGUGGGGCGACUCUGCGGGUCGGUCCUGAGCUGGAGGUGACAGGCUAUGGCUGUCAGGACCAUUUCCUCGAAGGCGAUACUGCGCUCCACUCAUGGGAGGUUUUGUCUAAAAUCCUCGAGUCGGAUGAGGCCCAAGGGAUACUAUGCGACAUCGGAAUGCCAGUAGUACACAAGAACGUCAUCUACAACUGCCGGAUUGUCAUAUACAGUGGAAAAAUCCUCCUUAUUCGCCCAAAGAUGUGGCUUGCAAACGACGGAAAUUAUCGUGAACUACGCUGGUUUACGCCGUGGACUAAGCACAGGUGCACUGAAGAUCAUUAUCUACCAAGGAUCAUUCAUGGGGUGACAGGACAGACCAAAGUGCCCUUUGGAGACGCAGUCGUUAGCACUGUAGACACUUGCAUCGGUAUCGAGCUAUGCGAAGAGUUGUUUACCCCUGCUAGCCCUCAUAUAUUAAUGGGCCUCGACGGAGUUGAGAUAUUCACGAACUCCAGUGGAAGCCACCACGAGCUGCGUAAACUAUACAGACGCGUAGAGCUCAUCAAAGAGGCUACCAUGAAACUCGGUGGUAUCUACCUCUACGCCAACCAACAAGGAUGUGAUGGCGACCGCCUCUAUUACGACGGAUGCGCGAUGAUCGCAGUGAACGGACACAUCGUUGCACAAGGCUCACAAUUCUCAUUGCAGGACGUCGAGGUGGUCUCCGCAACAAUUGACAUCGAGGACGUCCGUGCACACCGCGCGACGAGUAGUCGGAGUAUGCAGGCCGCGGCCGCGGAGCGCUACCAACGCGUCGAGGUCGACUUUGCGCUGUCCGGUGGCAAAUUCUCGUCUCUCGCAGACGUCGAGCUCGCCGUGGGGCAGCAGAUGGAAGUACGGUAUCAUAGGCCGGAGGAAGAGAUCGCGCUUGGACCAGCCUGCUGGUUGUGGGACUACCUUCGGCGCUCGAGGACACAAGGAUAUUUUGUCCCCCUCAGUGGCGGGAUUGAUAGCUGUGCGACAUCGGUUAUUGUUUAUUCGAUGUGCCGGCUUGUUGCUGAGGCAGCCCAGAGAGGUGAUGAGCAUAUAAUUGCUGAUGCGAGACGUAUAGCAGGUGAACCGGACGAGUCGACAUACAUCCCGACAGAUGCACGCGAAUUCUGCAAGAGAAUCUUCCAUACCUGCUACAUGGGCACAGAGAAUUCGAGCACGGAGACAAGGGGCCGAGCGAAGGAACUGUCGGAAGCGAUCGGAAGCUAUCAUGUGGACCUGAACAUGGACUCGAUCGUCACCGCAGUCCGCAACCUGUUCACCUUCGUGACUGGCGCGAAGCCCCAAUAUCGCGUACACGGCGGCUCGGCGGCAGAGAAUCUUGCUCUACAGAAUAUCCAGGAAAGUCUAUACGUCACUGAGCGAUUGCUUCCUUGGGCGAGAGGACGGAGUGGAGGAUUGCUUGUUCUUGGAAGCGCCAACGUCGAUGAAAGCCUGCGGGGCUAUUUCACCAAGUAUGACUGCUCUUCAGCGGAUGUUAACCCUAUCGGAGCCAUAAGUAAGACGGACCUCAAACGCUUUAUCGCAUAUGCCCGCGAUGCAUUCGAACUGCCUGUACUUGAAAGCUUCCUCGACGCUGUGCCAACCGCCGAAUUGGAGCCCAUCACUGAAAACUACGUUCAAGCUGACGAGGCCGACAUGGGUAUGACUUACGACGAGUUGUCGGUCUUCGGACGCCUCCGGAAAGUCGAGAAGUGCGGGCCGUACAGCAUGUUUACCAAGCUGGUCCACGAGUGGGGAUCGUUCCUCACGCCCACGCAGAUCGCUGAGAAGGUCAAAUACUUCUUCUUCGAACAUGCACGCAACAGGCACAAGAUGACCACCCUGACCCCCUCUUAUCAUGCGGAGCAAUAUAGCCCAGAUGACAAUCGAUUCGACUUGCGUCCGUUCCUGUAUCCAUCGCGUUUCCCAUGGCAGUUUAAGAAGAUCGACCAAGUUGCCGCGACGCUGCCGGAUAGAUCGUCAAAGCAUGUUGAUAAUGUUAAAGCAAAGACGGAUUGA